AUCCCGGGCUGCAUGCAUCGUCUAUCUGGAUCAAUUCGAAACAUCGGAGAGAGAGUAGCAAAUAAACAACAAAGAGAUUGUUGAUUAUCCAAUUGGAUCGUUCAAGCAGGAUGAGCAACCGAACGUCGCACCUGACCGUCCUGCAAGUGCCCCGCCGCGGGGCCGUCGUUGUUGCCGGAGACGCGGCGGCGGCCGCGGACCCCUACGACGGACCGCAGCCGCAGACGGCCACCUGCUGCACGGCGCUGCAGCGUGGCGUGGCCCUCGACGGCCUGGCGCAGCCGCGGUACGCGCCGCUGCGGACGCUAGCGACCGUCGACGAUGACGACGGCGACGUCGAAGAGGACGAGGAUGGGAAUCCCAAGAACAGCGGCAAGGACAAGAAGGACGACCACGACGCCGCCACCGCUAUAAAAAGCGACGACAGCAGCAGGAGUGGUGGUAAGAAGAAGAUGGUGCGCAAGUGCAAGUCGACGGUGGAUGAACUGAAGGUGUCGCAGCUCAUCCAGGGCCCGCGGCUCCGGCGCAGCGUCGGCAUGCGCCGGGACUGGAGCUUCGAGGACCUCGGCAACGCCGCUUAGCAGCUAGCUAGCUCCGACAAGCUGGUACCACCGGCCCCACAUGCAUCCUGCGAAAUACUCCACUGUGUUACACUGCACCGUACCUUUAUUUGUACAUGCCGCUGCAAAAUAAUACCCUCCAAGAAUCUCACGCCGCGCUCGCAGUUAGUAACAUCUGCCUGAAAUUAAUUUGUACAUAUAUGUAUGUACAUUGUUGAUGCGCGUAUAUGUACCCUCUCGAAGAGAGUGCAAUUCUAGAAUAGUAGUGAAUUCAAAUUGUCA
Messenger RNA from Zea mays, 842 nucleotides. RefSeq lists its product as uncharacterized. Bases 111 to 581 code for a protein of 156 amino acids. The transcript has a single exon. The record is from RefSeq and is a predicted model, not a curated record. NCBI's taxonomy places the organism in Eukaryota, Viridiplantae, Streptophyta, Magnoliopsida, Poales, Poaceae.